AUGUCAGUGAUAGAACAGACUACAGGCAACAAUAACUGUGUGGUAAAUGCUUCAUGUGCUUGUGUUGGCGAUAAAAUAUACUCGUUUGGAGGGUUUCAUUUUGUGUCGGAUGUAGUUUAUAACGACCUUCAUGUACUCAAUCUAGCGGACAAUGUUUGGAAGAACAUCAACCAUAUUCGAGGUGUUUGGCCAGUAAAACGCACAGACCAUACCAUGACAAGAUGGGGCGACGACAGACUGGUUAUAUUUGGUGGCUCGGAUACAAACGAAAACUUUUUAAACGAUGUGUUUGUGCUCAGUCUUUCGCAACUGACAUGGGAAAAGCUAGUUUGUAGUGGAGAUAUUCCUACUGGCCGUACAAAGCAUUCUGCAGUGAUUCAUGAGAACAAGCUUAUUAUUUCUGGUGGAUGCCAGCGAAAAGAUGAGGAUAUUUCCAAUCAGGUUAAUAUACUCGAUCUCAACUCAAAAACUUGGGAUGCUCCUCGCAACUUUAUUCAUCGUCAUGCACACAACUCUUGGGUCUAUCAGGACCGUCUCUAUAUUUAUGGUGGUUUUGAUGACAACAUGGACCGAGUAAAAUGCUUGAGCUUCAUGGACUUGUUAACCGGAUCUCGCGCCAUCAUCUCCAUUGACAGUCCUAAUGCACCUUGCCACAUGGAGCAGCAGCAUGUGCAGUGUUUUGGAAAGUUUGUUGUUGUGGUUGGAGUACCAGUGCAUUGGCGCGGAGCAGAUGACGUGUCGCAGAUGCAAGCCAGUGGUGUAUGGGCCUUGGAUUUGGAUGCAUUGCGAUGGCAACGCUUGAGCAAUGGUCACAUACUGCAACCCUUUGUUUGGCAUUAUCAUGCUAUUGAUCCAGUCAAGCCAAUGAUAUAUUUACUCGGCGAGAAUCCUGCCAAUGAUGAAGAUGGAUUCAUGUCAAAUAUACUGAUCAUCAACCUAGAAUACUAUGGCAUAUCAUCGAAAUUAGAUAGCACCAUGUCAGCCGAGUUUGGACAACUACUGCAGCAAACCCAUUUGGCUGAUUUUAGAAUCAUAUCAUCGACCUCGCCUGGUUUACCAGAAGUACCUGUGCACCGUCUUAUUCUCAUGACUCGAUGGCCAUAUUUUUUAAAUUUAGUCUCAUCGGGUAUGUCGGAAACCACUACAGAAACCCUUUCGCUCAAGGAUACCAUUGACAGCAUUCGCCUGUUUGUCACGUAUCUUUACACUGAUACACUUCAAAUGGCUACAUCUCGCACUUAUGCUGAUGUUAUGUCCAUGGCAAACCGAUACUGCCUUCCACGAUUGCAACGCCUGUGUAGCGCCAAACUCAUGAUUGCAGAGCCAGACACAGAUGUUGUGUGGGUGUAUCUCUGUGCCAUGCGGUGUGAAGAAAGUGUAUUAUGCCAACGGACAUUGGAGUUCAUAUUGGAGCAUUUUGGAAUGGUAAGCAAGACAAAAGCAUUCAGAGGAUUAUCAGGCAGCGAUGUGGAUGAUCUGUGGAAUUCUCUACCAGACUCUGCUCGCCUAAUAUACUGA
Messenger RNA from Batrachochytrium dendrobatidis JAM81, 1518 nucleotides. RefSeq lists its product as uncharacterized. The record is from RefSeq and is a predicted model, not a curated record. Gene Ontology annotation, cellular component: Golgi apparatus. Gene Ontology annotation, molecular function: protein binding. The coding region runs from base 1 to 1518 and encodes 505 amino acids. The transcript is spliced from 5 exons. Lineage: Eukaryota; Fungi; Chytridiomycota; Chytridiomycetes; Rhizophydiales.